Molecule: messenger RNA, 1373 nt
Organism: Drosophila montana
Lineage: Eukaryota; Metazoa; Arthropoda; Insecta; Diptera; Drosophilidae
Exons: 3
Coding region: 90-1373 (427 amino acids)
Source: RefSeq, a predicted model, not a curated record
AUCUGGCAACGCCACGUUCGAAAGCUGUCACUCGAUUGCUCAACACUGAACAAUUGUAUGUGUGUUUGGCAACGAGAUGUCAAAGCAGUAUGGCUAUGCUCAACUUUGUGGACACCUUUGAGUUGAUGGCAUUCAAUUUCCAUGGGGACGAGGAGCAGCAUCAUCGGUUCGUGCACGACGCCAAGCUGCUGAUCGAUGCCAUCGUUAAUCAGCUGCACAAGAACAAUUCCAUGUUCAAGGACUAUCUGGGCGAGCUGCGAAAGACGGCGGCAUUUGUUAGCCAAAUAAAUAUGGAUAUGCCACUGGGAUUUGAGAUAUUCUUAACGAUACGGCUGCCCAUCUCACUGACGCCCAGCUUUAAUGAGAAACAGCGCAGCGUUCAGCUCUACAGAUCAAACUAUACGCAUCCGUUCUUCUUCGGCAACGCAAUAAAUCCCAAAUGCAUGAAUCUGCGCCUGCAGCAGGAUCUACAGCGCGCCAUCGCGCAGGUGGCCUGCAUAGCCGGCUACUGGGGCGCCAUAUACGACAUCAAGUACACGGCGCUCAGCUAUAAUCGCGUCCCGUUCGCCCAUCAGGUGUUCGCCGCGGAACGCGGAGCCUACAAUCGCGGCAUACGCUUCGACUUCAUUUUGGCUCUGGAGUUCGAUGGCGCCGAGAUGCCGCUGCCGGCGUACUUUAAGGCGCCCAUUUGCUACAAGUGGAUCGCCUACGGCCUGGUCGAUGUCAAUCAGAAUCUCAAUUCCGCCGACUGGGGCGUCCUGUUGCCGCGCUGGCAAUCGGCCAAUAUGGGUCUGCGUCUGCGUUCACAUAAUAUGCUCCUCCUGUUGCAUCGCCUGCUCUACGCCCAGCGUUGUUAUUGCUUUGCGGUGCCCUUCCUGGUCAAGUUCUGCUUCUUCAUGACCACAGUUGACUUUGGCGAGCGCUACAAACGCAUGAGCGUCGCCCAUCUGAUGGUGACCACGCUCGGUCAUCAGGUCUUCCGCAAUUACUGUGAGCUGAUCGUCAAGUCCACGGUGGGUGAUCCCACGACCAAUAUAGCCGCCACAAUGGAGCUGCGCGAGCAGCAGGCGCGCGGCAAGGGACUCUUCGCGAUGCUGGCCAAGGGCCUCGAACUGAACAUGAUCAGCAGCCGGUUCAUAUCCGAUUAUUUUCAAAUCGAUUAUCUGCCCGUGCGGGCAUCUCCGCUGCCGACGCCGUCGGUGACGCCGCGGCCCACGCUGCUCGCAGCCGAGGAGCACUACCCACAGCAGCAGCCGAUCAAAGCGCCACCACCGCCGCCGCCGCCUCCUCCACCUCCUCCACCCCCGCCGCCACCACCACCACCUCCACCCCCGCCGCCGCCGCCGAGUCGCAAACGUGGCCGCAGCCUUUAA